UUGGUUGCGAUCUGCGGGGACAGUCGACAGACUCUCGAGGGAACAUUUAGCGAAGUGGGGAGGAAAACAAAGUUGACAAGUUUCACCAACCGAGGGAUGGGAAUGAUUGGGAAUCGUUGAACCGUACUUCAUCGGUUUUAAAAUCUGUACCCGUCGGGAGGUUUCCUUCACCGACGCCCAACCCCAAACAACCUCCUAACAGGAAGCAGACGCCAGGCGAUUGCUUACUCCCGUCAGCGAGGCGCCGUUGGGCGCGCGGGGCUGCGCAGAAUCGGCGGCUCGAAAGGAGUGCGGUGGCUGCUGUCCGGACAUGGGGAAGAAGCACAAGAAACACAAGUGCGAGUGGCGCUCCUACGAUGAUGAAAUUUAAACUGAUACGCAAGGUGGGAAAGAAUUUAUGGAAUUUUCCAGGAAAAGAAGGGCUGCAAUUCUAGUUUCUAGGCCCAUGGCUAUCAAGACAAACAAGAAUGGAUCACCCAGUUAUUUGUCUCAUUGCUGCUUUGUUGACAAACCUCCUGAAAAGCCACUUAAGCUGGUACUGAAGGUGGGGGGAAGUGAAGUUACUGAGCUAUCUGGAUCAGGACACGAUUCCAGCUAUUAUGACGACCGGUCUGAUCAUGAGCGAGAACGGCACAAAGACAAGAAAAAAAAGAAGAAAAAGAAGUCAGAGAAAGAUAAGCACAUUUCAGAUGAAGAACGUAGGAGAAGGAAGGAAGAGAAGAAGCGAAAACGUGAAAAAGAACAUUUGGACAGCGAGGCUGAUGCUGAUGAGUUUGAUCCAGGAAAAAGGAUUGAAGUUGAACCCCCAACAGAUCGACCAGUCCGAUCAUGCAGAACAAAAGAACAAGUGGAAAGUGAGAAUACACCUCUGCAGCAGCUAUUGGAGCACUUUUUGCGGCAGUUACAAAGAAAAGAUCCUCAUGGAUUUUUUGCGUUCCCUGUUACGGAUAGCAUUGCACCUGGUUAUUCUAUGAUAAUCAAACAUCCAAUGGAUUUCAGCACUAUGAAAGAUAAAAUCCUAGCAAAUGAAUACAACUCCAUUACAGAAUUUAAGGGUGACUUCAAACUAAUGUGCGAUAAUGCAAUGACUUACAACCGGCCUGAAACAGUGUACUACAAGGCAGCGAAGAAGCUACUUCAUACAGGAUUUAAAAUGAUGAGUAAAGAACGUCUGUUAGCUUUGAAGCGCAGCAUGACAUUCAUGCAGGAGAUCGAUUUUUCUCAGCAGGCAGCACUGUUAGGGGAUGAAGAUAUAGCACAAGAGGAAACUGUUGCAGAAGUUACUGUGGCACCUGUUGAAACGACAACCAAGAAAUCGAAGAAACAAAUUAAAGAAGUCAUAAGUUACUUUAAUGAGCCAGAAGGGAAUGCAUGCAGCUCAACAGACAGUACAGCUGAAGAACAUGUCCUAGCCUUGGUGGAACAUGCAGCGGAUGAAGCUCGAGACAGAAUUAGCAGAAAUGCAGCCAAUAGCAAGAUCGGCUAUCUCAAAAAGGAGGGUGAUGGGCCUCUGCUCUUUGCUGUUGUAAACCAGUCAGAUCCAGAAACUGAAGAGGAAGAGGUUCACCAAGUCGAUCUAAGUUCCCUUACAACUAAACUCCAACCAGGUAUUAAUACAAUGGGAUUUAAAGAUGAUCGAAGGAAUAAAGCUUUAUCAGUUACUUACCUGAACUGUGUGUAUACAGCACAGUCCAUAGAAAACAAUACCAUCUUCCCUAACCUUACCCCAGAGGAGACUGAGCUGCUGUAUUCCACCUAUGGAGAAGAGACUGGGGUGCAGUGUGCCUUAAGUUUACAAGAAUUUGUUAAAGACUGUGGAAGCUCCACAAAGAAAAUGGUGGAUGAUUUGUUGAAUCAGAUCACUGCGGGAGAACAUUCCAAAGCUGUUUAUCAUUUAUCACAGAAAAGAAAUGUUGAACAAAAAGCAAGUAAAAAUAUUGAUAUGAGCCUUGAAGUUCAGGCGCCAGCAAUUUUCAUUAAAGAGGAGCCUAAACUGCAGCCUGCCUGUCCAGAAGCAUCUAAACCAUUAAUGGCUGGAGGGGCAAAUGGUGGUGCAGGUGACAACCGGGCUGGCUUGGAUUUCAUUCCUGUGAAGUCAUAUUCUGAUGUCUCCUUGGAUAUUUCUUUAUUGAACUCACUAGGGAAAGUAGUGAAGAAGGAACCUGAUCAUGAUGAUAACCAGAGAAAUCUGGAUGAGACCACCAAGUUGCUGCAGGAUUUGCAUGAGGCUCAGACAGAACGUGUUGGUUCCCGACCUUCCUCAAACCUCAGCUCAAUCUCCAGUAACUCCGACCGUGAGCAGCACCACCUAGGGAGUCCUCCUCACCUGAGUGUUGGUGAACAGGGAGAUCUGGUUCAAGACUUCCACGAAUUCCUUCAGUCUCCGAGUAAUGCAGCUGCAGGCACCCUGAACCGGAGUAGUGAAAACACCUAAUACAUAUACUGUGGUGAAAGUACGCCAUCCUAUUAAGCAGAAGAACAGAUUCUUCCUUGUUACUUACAGACCUGAGCAUGUGAAAGAGACCUUCCAAUAGCUUCAAAGUAUAAGAUGGACAUUUUCUAACUUCAGUCUCCUGCAACUUAGGAAGUCUCCAGUUCUCCGUUCAGUGUGCAUUGAACGAACAGAAGUUAUUGGAUCAUGCAACAUAUUGUCCAAUCUGUACAUAAUCCACAAAUGUUUAUGCUGUGUGAAUUGAGAAAUUUUCCCUUGGUUUUGUCAGGUAGGUGUGUUGUAGCAGCUUUCAAAGUCUGUACAGUUUUUUAAAACUAGCUUUGUAUGUUGAAUUCCUCAGUCCUAAUCUUGUUCACAAGUGUUGAUUAGUGUGCAUUUUUUUGAACAUCUGUUCACCUUUUCAAAAACUUUGUGGAAUCUUGAUACUUCAAUGGGACAAUGUCACAAUGAAUUCCACUCCAGUCUGGACCAGCAUUAAGUCAGCUGAGAAAAUAUACAACAAACCUCAAAAAGGUUCCAUGAAUACAAAAAUAAAGGACAGUGAAUGCUGGAAAUCUGAAAUUUAAAGCAUAAAAUGGGGGAGAAGCUCAGCAGGUCACUUAGCAUUUUUAGACCACAGACAGUGGACCUUUUCAAGUUGUGACCCUUUCAUCAAAAGUGGAUCCUUGAUAAGGAUUCUGAUUUUCCUCCUCUUUAACAGAUGACAGGGCUGGGAUGUCAAGAUUUGUACAUGCCUUACAAAGAUAAAUGAGAUGCUGGUCACCAUCUCGGUUUGCUGUGGCUUUAACAUUAAGUUGAAUGGCAACUUAUUUAAACACGUAUGUAAUAAGAUUUUUAAAAAGUAUACCAGUAGACUUUUCGAAUCUGGCUAACAAAAUAUUUCUAACGAGUGAUCCUGACUGAAGCUGUUGAAAUUGUGAUGGACUUAUCAAAUGUAAUUGGUUAGGAGAAUUUACACGUUUUUUUGGCUACCACAGUUGUCUCUGUGUGUUGGUAUUGAUUAACUGCUGCUCUGUUUUAUUUUUUGGCUUUUGCCAACUUGGCCAUUUGAGGCCUGACCCCUCUUUUUUUGGGGUCCCUACAUUAUUAUUUAGUGGUAAGGUUAUCCAAAGUCUACAGAUUGGGUCAGUGACUAUAAGAGCAAAACUCUAUCGCAACCUCUCCAGCUUUAUCAUUCAUUUUUCCUCUAUUUAAAUUAGCUAGCCUUUUACAAACCUACUCUGACCACUGCCAAGUUUCUAAGAGUUGUUUGUUUCUGUUACACUCUCAGAAAGCUUAUCUACCCUGGUAUAGCACUUGAUUUCACACUAUCAAUGUUCUGCAGUUUGCUCAACAAUAUUACUUCAGGAGGUUUACUGAACACAGUAUUGAUUGUCUUAAUGCUUCAGGACAAUUCACACUGAAAUCGACAAGAUGUUGACAUGUCAAUGUCAUAGUGUGGACUGUACUAAUUCGUUGCUUUUCUUUGUUCCCAACACCAGUAUUUCACUACUGCUCUGUGUGUACUCAAAAUUCUUUACAAACACCAUCCAAGCUUAGAUAUGCUGAAAUGUGACUUGGUAAGUUUCAUUGUUCAAGUGAACAAAAUAUCACGUGCCCUCCAUCAUAGUUUCUGACAAUAUGUGGAAACACGAUGUUUGUAAGAAAUGGUUUUUAACUUGAUAAAUAUUUAUAAAUUAUAACUUGUAGAAAAAUGCCUUUGUAAUUGUAUAUUGUGAAUUUUAAUUUUUUUUUAUUGGAAUGAUAUUUGAAGGAGAGCCACUGAUUAUAAAACCAUUGCAAAGAAAGAAAAAGUCACGUGGCAAAACAUUAAAUUUUCAUAAACUUGACAUUUAUCUGGGAUAAAGUAGCCAUGGUUGAUGUGCCUCCACCACCUGCUGCACAGUGGUAACAGCAUGUACCAUAUACAUAUACAAUGCAACAACUUGCCAAGGAUCCUUCAACAGCACCUGAAUGCCAAAUCUCUACCAUAUAGAAUAACUAUCAGUAAAAAUACAUGAGAAAAUCUACCACCUGCAGAUUUUUUUUUUCCCCCAAACCAUUCCCAUCCUGGUUUGGAACAAUAUCAAGUGUUGCUGGGUCAAAUUCCUGGAACUCUGGUGUACUUAACUGCAGGCUGUAUUGGUACAAGCAGGCAACGCUCCACCACUUUCUCCAAGCCAAUUAGGGAUGGGUAACAAAUACUGACUUAUCCAGCAAAACCUAUAACCUGUGUGGUGGUUGGGGGUGGGGGCAGUGUGGUAGGAAUGUAGUGACUCGUUUUAACUAGUGUUCUGUGCCAUAGCAAACUAUUUUAUCUGUAAUUCAGCUUGAGUUUCGGCAUGUCAGCUAAAUUACUUCUAAAAUGUUCAGUUCCACAAUGUAAGCUUUUAAAAAUAAUGCAGUUCUAAGAUUGUAAUUACUGGGAUUACUUGAAACUCAAUUGCUGUUUAUGAAACUUGGCACAAAAAUGUCAAUGUUCAUUUAUUCAGUUUUCAUACAGAAUUUUUAGAAUGAAAUAUCAAUCCAAAUUUGUUAAAAACAUGUAAAACCUGUAACUGUUCCCUUUUUUCCUUUUAAGUAUGGCUAUGAAAUUAAGCACCCAAUUGUAAUUUUUGAAAUAUACUGUCUUGGAACUAGCAAUAGGGCUUUAUAUAUGUAUCUACUGAAUACAUUGUUACACUUUUAAGUAAGCUUAGCUCAGCGCUACCACUUAAUUGUGAUUUCUAGAUUUGAAUGUAGGGUUCGUGCCGUAUGCAAAGACCUAAGCACAUAAACUAGGCUGACACUUCAUAGUGAUAGCAAGGGAGUAUUGCACUGCCUGAGAUAUCAUCAUUGACGUGAGACGUUAAACCAAGGUUCUGUUUGUUAAGAUCCAUGGUGUUAUUGCCUGUUUAGUUUCAAACCUGCCUGGCCUACAUUUACCCAUCAAUGAAUGCCACUAAAGCAAAUCAGUUGAUCACUUAUUUCUGAGCUUUUGUAGGAUCGCAGGGCAUGCUUGUAUGCAUUGGUGCAUUUUCUACACUUCAAAACUAAUUCCUUGGCUGUGAACUACUUUUGGGGAAUCCUGGACAUGUAAAUGAUACUGGUAUAUAUGUAAGAUUAUGACUAAUUUUUCAGUUGUGUUAUGUGUUGCCAAAGAAAGCUAACAUUUUUCACUUGAUUGGUUACCUCCCUGCCACAGUGCUUUCUUGCAACAGGAUGUGGUUAAAAUGUUUUGCUCCAUUUUGAAAUGCAGCACCAUAUGAAUUCCACAUUUUUGAGGAAGGAGUUUAGUCAGCAAGUAUCUGAAUGUCUCUAAUUUGCACUGCUGUUUAUGUAUCUGAAAGAAUGGUAAUUGUAUUUUUUUUAAAAGUUGUGAUAAGGGAAUAAACUGUGACUCUGCUAGUA
This is a messenger RNA of Stegostoma tigrinum, 5821 nucleotides long. It is a transcript of the gene brd9, whose product is annotated as bromodomain containing 9. Lineage: Eukaryota; Metazoa; Chordata; Chondrichthyes; Orectolobiformes; Stegostomatidae. Gene Ontology annotation, biological process: regulation of transcription by RNA polymerase II. Gene Ontology annotation, cellular component: nucleus. The record is from RefSeq and is a predicted model, not a curated record. The coding region runs from base 398 to 2434 and encodes 678 amino acids. The transcript is spliced from 18 exons.